Molecule: messenger RNA, 1914 nt
Organism: Brenthis ino (lesser marbled fritillary)
Lineage: Eukaryota; Metazoa; Arthropoda; Insecta; Lepidoptera; Nymphalidae
Source: the annotation of a GenBank genome assembly
AUGUUGCCGAGAAAAAGAAAUAUGGGGUUGAUACUGAUGAUAGUGUUGGCAUUCGCUAAAUAUUCCCAACAGUAUGGCUCUGGCGCACCACCUAUGGCGUGUCUGGACCAAACACCAAGGCACAGUGAAAUCCUAGCACAAUCAUCAGUCCCGCCUUACAGCUUGAUCACUUCUUCUCCGCAAGUUCGACAAGGUGACAUGAUCAAUGUAACCAUCGGUAGUCCAUUUGGAGCUCCGGUGCCCAUCGGGGGUUUUAUUUUGCAAGCUAGAGAAAUACAGGAUAUGGAAAAAAUUGUGGGCAAAUUCACAAAAAUUCCUGGUGCAGAUCUAGCGCAAAUAACAAGCUGUAGAGGUCAGAACGACACGGUCACUCACACUAGUCCGGAAGAGAAACAGCCUUUGACAUUUACUUGGAAGGCGCCAGAUGACUUUUUGGGGGGUAUCGCUUUUAGAGCAACAGUAGCACAAAGUUAUGCUACAUUUUGGAAAAGCGUAGAAUCGCCACUCGUAGAAGUGGUAACGCCCGAUACUGUCAUAACGACUUCGACAUCUACCGGCCCCACGUCGCGACCCACACAAGCCCCUCCUGUUAUUAUGGAGUCGAAGCCAAAACCAACAGAAGCCUCUCUCGAUCUAAUAUACCAAGGGUGCGCUGACACAAAACUAUGCUUUGGAGUUCCACAAAACUGUGUACAAAACGGCGUUUGUAAAGCCAUCGUCGCGAUAUUCGUAGUCGGUGACUCUUAUACUUUCGAAAUUCAAGGGACUGAUAACCCAAAGUACAUUGCUACUGCUCUGAGUUUAGAUAACAAAAUGGGAGACGACAGCGCAAUGGAGUGCGUAAAUGAUAAUGGUAGAAUAAAAUUAUUCACCUCCUGGACUUACCCGAAAGCCGAACCGUAUGUUAAUAGGUUCGAAUCCCCUCAGGAUAUAGUUCAAUUGUUAGAAUCUUCAGCCAUCGAUGGGAAAUUGUACUGCAAAUUUAAAAGGAACACCGUCUCCACUGUGAGAGGGCAAGUGUUCGAUUUGGCCGGCAAUAAGUAUAAUUUGAUGGUUGUGGCCGGUAAUUCUAUGAAAGAUGCAGACAGAGUCGGGUUCCACAACCUAGCGUACGAGGCGAGUAACGCGCCUCUGGCGCUGGCGUCGGUGGGCACCGCGGCCGGCGCCUCCAAGCUACUGCUGAAGCUACACGGCUCCUUCAUGAUAAUCGCCUGGCUCGGCGCGGCUUCCCUUGGUAUUAUAAUGGCCAGAUACUUCAAAAAGACGUGGGUUGGCAAAACGCUAGGCGGUAAAGAUAUAUGGUUUGCUUACCACAGGAUCCUCAUGGUGCUGACGUGGCUGCUGACCGUCGUGGGCUUCAUCCUCAUCCUCACGGAGGUGGGCGGCUGGCAGGACACCGGCGACAACCCGCACGCCAUCACCGGCAUCGUCACCAUCGUGCUCUGCUUCAUACAGCCUAUUGGUGCAUAUUUCCGACCUCACCCCGGCACUAAACACCGCCCACUCUUCAACUGGGGUCAUUGGUUUAUUGGAAACUCAGCGCAUAUUUUAGGAAUUGCAACAAUAUUCCUGGCAGUGUACCUGCAGAAGGCGGAACUCCCGUCUUGGACGGUGUUUGUUUUGGCCGCAUUCGUCGUUUUCCACGUGGUCACGCAUAUUGUUCUAUCGCUGACAGUGUGCGUAUCAGAGGGUCGUAUUAGCAAUGGGAGAGUUAACACUUUCCCCAUGAAAGACAUGCUCGGGCACCCGCGGCAGGCCUCCGCCGUCGACCGCGGCUCGGACGCGCCGUUUUCGGUGUUCAGGAAACAUCUACUCGGAGUGUACGCGCCUAUUGUCUUACUGUUCGUCAUCGCUAUGAUCUGCCUCGUGGCUUUGGCUCCUAUUGGAGACACUUACAACAACUUAAUGGGUUCU